AAAUACCCAUUUUGUACUUUGGGUUUUUCUCUUCUUCUUUAUUCCCAACUUCGCCUUCGUCGCCUUACUCAUUCACCCAGAUUCUCAAUUCAUCACUCUCUGACGGUCCGGCCCCAACCCGCCCUAGAUUUUCCUCACUUCGAUUAGAUCUCGCCGUAGAGACAACCCAACUGAGUACCCAUGACUCUAGGCUCUGGAGGAUCCGGUGUUGUGGUCCCAAGAAAUUUCAGAUUGCUGGAGGAACUUGAACGUGGAGAGAAAGGUAUUGGGGAUGGCACUGUGAGCUAUGGGAUGGAUGAUGGAGAUGAUAUCUACAUGCGUUCUUGGACUGGCACCAUCAUUGGUCCCCAUAAUACUGUACAUGAAGGUCGGAUCUAUCAGUUGAAGCUGUUUUGUGAUAAAGAUUACCCAGAGAAGCCACCAACUGUUCGAUUUCAUUCACGGAUUAACAUGACUUGUGUCAACCAUGAAACUGGAGUGGUGGAUUCGAAGAAAUUUGGGCUUCUUGCAAACUGGCAGAGAGAGUACACCAUGGAGGAUAUUCUUACACAGCUGAAAAAGGAGAUGGCAGCUGCACAUAACCGGAAGUUGGUCCAGCCCCCGGAAGGUACCUACUUCUAGUUUCAGGACCAUUUAGAAAUCAUGGAUCCAAUUGCAUAGGCAAUAUGCAAUAUAUAGUUUGUAAUGCCCUUGUUCAUCCCAAGCCAAGAACAUGCAGGGGACUGCCCUCAGCAGCUUCUCCUACUACCUCUCCAUGGCUUCAUCUUUGUUUUAUUGCCUUCUUUUCUUGAAUUUCAAUUGUGUUGAAGGGAUGCUGUUUGAUUAAUGGGAUUUUAUGUGUGAAAUAUUAAUGACCCUUUAAACAGA
Messenger RNA from Rosa rugosa (rugosa rose), 867 nucleotides. RefSeq names its product ubiquitin-conjugating enzyme E2 variant 1C. The coding region runs from base 181 to 621 and encodes 146 amino acids. The transcript is spliced from 4 exons. Gene Ontology annotation, biological process: DNA damage tolerance; protein K63-linked ubiquitination. Gene Ontology annotation, cellular component: nucleus. The record is from RefSeq and is a predicted model, not a curated record. Lineage: Eukaryota; Viridiplantae; Streptophyta; Magnoliopsida; Rosales; Rosaceae.